AUGGAGCCGGUGGCCAAGACGAGGAAGCGAUUUCCCUGCCUUCAUUGUAACGAAGUUUGCUCUUCCAAUUACAACCUUGACCGUCAUAUCGCUCGACGACAUCCGGAUCGACUGCCUGAGGUGAUACGAAAGAAAAGAAAAGCCUCCAAUGUCCCACUAAGUUUUGUCCUACCCCAAUCAAUCGGAGCUCUCCAGCCGACGGCCAGCGAUAAUAUUGAUGGGUUUGAUGGUAAGCACAUUUGCUUUACAGUGUCUUCUUCACUUUUAGGUAUCAAAAUAUCCAGGAAGUUUAGAAAGAAAAAAGUUAUGGCCAUUUUUUCCAACCUCCUCUGCAGUUUGAUGGAUAAGAUAAUAUUUUGGUCUGUAUUUCAGACACGAUUGAACUAACGUUCGAGCCGGCCAUGCCAAAGCCUCGAAGGCAUAUUUGCAGUGUUUGUGAGCAAGCGUUCGGUAGUAAGUUCAAUUUGGAGAGGCACAAAAGACGUCGUCAUAACCAUGACCCUCAAGAAAGUCAAGCCGCCGAUCACUUUGACCAACAGCUGGGAAUCGCUGAGAACUCGCCAUUUGAGAUUCAAUCAACGUCUCAAGGGGCUUUUCAACGUGAGUCGACCUUGUUUUAGAUAUUUCUUUUUGGAUUUUUAGAAAAAAACUGAUUUUUUUCGAUUUUUGGUAAAAUUGGAUAUAAAAUGAAGAGAAAAAAUAAAUUUAUCGUAUUUGACCAGUUGAUUGACCAUUUGACUGCAAUUUUUGCCUAAUUUUACAUCAAUUUUCUUUCAGAUUUACCUCCUAAGAAGCGAUUCCAAUGUUCGUAUUGCUCCGAAUUUUGUGUGACCCGUUUUAAUCUCAACCGACAUAUUGAUCGCAUCCACCCGGACAAAAGUCAUGAUAAUACGGAUCGGGAACGACGCAGUAUGUUCUGUUAUCUUUGCUCGUUCUUCUGCUAUCGUCUGGCGCAGUUGAGCAAACAUGUGGAAGUUGUGCAUAAUAUACGAAUGGACCCGGUGGUGGGCAGAGUCGUUGGCGUUGAUCAAUUUCAAGUGAGUUUUGGAGGUUUUGGGAGAUAAUGACAUUAAAAUUUUUUGGAUUCAAUCUUUUUUGCGAUUUUUUGAAAAUGAGAGAAACACUUGACUCAAAAUUUUCUUGUUGAGACAAGUGUUUCCCUCGAUGCAUUGAUUGGAAAAGAUAGUUUCAUUAGCGAAAAAUAUCACUGGUUAGAAGGGAAGAGUUGACUCAAAUUAUCAGUUUUGGGUCAAGUGUUUCUCUCACUCGAUUUAUGCGGAAAGCAAGUCAAUUUUUUCAAAAAUUAGCUUUAUUGGGUUGUAUGUGGUCUGUAGUAAAAACUAAUAUCAAAAAUUUUCAUUUUUUAGAAAUAAUUUAUAUAACUUUAGGCACUAGUAACAAAUCUCCGCGCCCGCUUCGCCGGCACUCUCCAGCGUCGCCCGAAAGAAGAGAACGGCGAGGACGAACACUGGACCUUCAAAUGCAACCAUUCCACGCCCAUAAACGAUCAAGAUGAGACGAAAAUGCCCCGAAAAUCGCCUUGCACCUUCUACCUGCACAUAAAAAGGUCCGGCGAAAACUACGAUAUCACCGGCUGUGGCACCCAUUUCGGUCAUGAAGUCCUUCCCCACGAAUUUCCGGACAGUCUGCUGCAGGAUGACCAGUACUAUGACGAUCAACAGAUUGGGCAUUUGGGGCAUGUCACGUAUUUGCACGAACAAAGUGGAGAGAGCAAUUUCAAUGUGAUGGAGCUGGUAAAUAGCAUGGUGAAUGGAUACGAAGAGGAUCAAGCUGAUGGGGUAAGGGCUUGAAAAUUGUUGUGGAAUGGGUUUUUUGGGGAUUAUGCCCUCAGGGAAUAUAGAUUUUUGAAAACGAAAUUUUUUGGGGUGACCAAUAAAAACCGGCUGAAUCUGAUGAGAUAAUCUAAAUCUAACUAGAAAAAUUUGGUUGGAAAUUUUUAACGGGUCUUUGAGGAUGAUUUAGCGAUCUUUUUAGUUGAUGGACCAGUGUUUCUUGUCGAUGAAAAAGCCGAUUUUUGAAAUUUACAUCAAAAUUUAUGGGGUAACCGGAAAAAAUGCAUUUUGCCUGGGGCGAUGUAAAUAUUUCUUUGUAAAAUUGCCUUUUUUGAAAAUUUUAGAGCCUCUACUGUCUAUCAGUAUCAAUUUGAAUCUAGUUGAACUUUUUUCAUCAAUGAAAUUUGAGAAUUUUUGAGAACCAUUUUCAGAUGAGUGACGAAACCGGAAUACUCCUCAAAAAAGCGGUCCAUCACUAUCAACCAUCCCUCGGAAAUCGACUUUCCAGCUCCGACGACGGUCAGGAUGGCCAGUUCGUGAUAGCGGAGCCGAAUUUUUUGAUGAAAACGGAAGGGAAUCUACCGUUUCCGCAGCAAGUUCUGGAGGAGUCGGAUGGAGAAGCAGCGGCGGAUAAUUCGUGGAGUGGCUUUGAAGGUAGGCGUUGAAAAUACGAUGUUUGGUCUUUGAAUACUUCUAAAUUGUCUUGGACAAGUUUUUUUUGGUUUUCAAGUUUUCGUGGUGAGACCUAAAAUUUUAGUCGGGUCCCACAACGAAAGUUUUGAUGGUGUGAAUUUGUCCCGGGACAGCUUAAAUAUGGCCAAAAUGGCUAUGGUUUUCGAUUCAUGCAUUUUUGGCUAUUUUUUCAAAGCUUUUUUGGGUCCCACCACGAAAACCCUGAAGAUCAGGCUAAAAUAGUGUCAUGGUGUCUCAAAAUGACUUUGCUACAAUUCUAUGCUUACUGUCUAUCCAUACGAGCUUCCAUUCUGCAAAUUUUUACAAUUUAUUGCAUGGAUUUCGGUCCCACCACGAAAACCCUGAACAUCAGGGAAAGUGCCUAAAACAAUGUCAUAUUGCCUCAAAAUGACUUUGCUACAAUUCUAUGCUUUCUGUCUAUCCAUACGAGCUUCCAUUCUGCAAUUUUUAAUAAUAUUAUUGCAUAGAUUUGAGUCCCACCACGAAAACCCUGAAGAUCAGGGCAAUCAUCUAAAACAAUGUCCUGCCGACCCCAAAUGUCUCCUAAUGUUAUUAUGAUCACUCCUCUUCCGUUUUUUAUCGGUCGUCGGAUCUCUUCCACCACUUUUUUUGCUUAGAAAUCUGUUUAUGUCAGCAAAGAACAUCCAAAACUCAGUGCUCCGGCACGAGAAAGACUUUGUAUUUUGUAGUGGGCAGGUGAUAAAAUGUCAUUGAUCGGAGUCGAUGUGAGUGUGGGGUUGCAUCCAGACGGACUUUGAACAUAAAAAGUUUCAUUUUUAUUAAAUUUUGGAUCAAGUUUUUGAGAUUUUUUUGGUGAAAAAAAUUAGUUGUUUUGAGGUCCUUGGAUACUUUUUGAUAGCAUUUUGGAGGGUUUUGGGGGUGAAAUAUGCAAACGUAUGGUUUUUUUGAUGUAAAAUGUGGGUUGUAGUAUAUUACUUUAGGUAAAAAAUGACUAAUUUUGGCUGUUUUUGAAGUUGUUUGCUUCCAAAACAUAUCUGAAACGUAGUCCUGCACACCUUUCUUGUUAUAUUUUAUAUUGAUACUAGAAAGUCCAUCCAUAACUACGUUUCUUAUAGCCUUCUGGCUUGGGUUUUUGUGUUUUGCUGAUAAAAAAAUUGGAUAAACUCUCCAUAAGUUGUGUUCAUAUGAGAGUAUAGAUGGUGUGGUUUGUAUAUACAUUUGAAAUUUUACCAAUAACAUAAAGUUAUGACCUUGUUUUGACUAAAAAUGGGGAUUUUUUAUGUUAUUCUAGUUUGUAGUGGUAAGUUGGAGCGACUACAGCACGCCUUUUUGGAAUUUGUGAUCGCAGAGUUCUAGUCGGUUUAAAUAGGGGUUAAUUCAGCAAUUUAAAUGAAGUUUUCUACCUUAAUUUGCUCUUAUAUUGUACUUGACAUCUAAGUGGAAUGAGAGAGAUAAAGCGUCGCCGGUUCCUUCAGUAUGGCUUCCCACUACUUUCUAUAGGUAAGCACAAGAUCUUAGCUUCAAUUUAAGAUCAAGAUUGUCAAAAUUCGGCGCGAUAUAAAAGGUUUUUUAUAUUAUACUAGACAUUGGACCCAAUUUUUUCGGAAAAUCCCCAAAUCCCCCCAUAAAAUCUCCUCGUCUCAUCGUGAAUUCGAGUAUAAAUGAAAUUCAGGACAUAAAGAGUCUAUCAAAGUUUCAGAAUACGGCUUGAAAUUCGAUUACAUUACUUUAUAUUCACUACGGAGUCUAAAAAAAAUCGAAUUCGGUAGAGUCGGAAGAUUAAAUCACCAACCGAAUUAGCGCUGUGUUUGGAGAGUGCAAAGAGCGGGCUUUAUAAACUGACGUUCCAAGCAAAGUCCAACUUCAAAACGCAGACGAAACGCCGAAAGACUCGGAUUUGAAGAGAAAUUCGAUUUUUUCUUCAAAAAAGACAUAUUUUUUCAGCUUACUCUGGCAACAUCGUAUUUUAAAAUUAUUGUCUUGUCUGUUUUUAUCAUUUGCCGUCUUUUCUUGGCCAAUUUGGACCAAUAUUGUCCUUAUUUUUGCUAAUUUAGAGAAAUUUUCUCUGAUUCUCUCUGUUUUCCGUUGUAUUUCGCCGCCGUCUCUCUAUUUUGCACGCUCUUUUCCCAUCCCUUUGACCGCUCUCCUCUUUUUUCGCGCUCUUUCGUCAGUGUGUACCCACCCUCUUUGUUGAGCGCAAUAUUUCGUCUUUCCCGGGCCGUCUCCAGCAUUUGCCACGUUCUCUUCGCCUCGCAACGGCGUUUUCUCGUAAAAUUCCAAAUUUUGUCGAUUUCCGACGCAAGUGCUGAGCGUAGUAUUGACUCCAGUGCAUGUCCAUAGCGUUUUCGUCUUUCCCAUACCUUCCGCGCUCCCGCUUUCCGCAAUUGUUUCAGUUUUUGUUGUAUGAACCGUCUUUCUUAUCUUACACUAGGCCGGAUGUGGUCCAAACCGCACAAAAUGAAUGGCUUUUGCAUUUCAGAGGGUCGAAUGGCAUCCUCUCGGGCCAGUCCAGACUAUGUACACAAACUCCAGCAUCUCGACAAGGUGGAGGGCGAUGUUUUUCGGUAAGAGUUUACAAUUUUUGUUGUUCUUCGAUUUUUAGGUACUAAAUGAAGUGGAAAUGAUGUUGUCAGGCAUGUAAUAGAAGUUUACUGGCUUGUUGUUUCUUUUACGCACAAAAAAUGCACUAAUUAAGCUAUUUUUUGUUGAGUUCUUGCUGCAGACAUCUGCUUUUGCCAUGGAUAAUAUAAUUUUUGCUCGGAACGUUGUUUUUUGAAUUCUUUCAGAAAUAAUGGACAAAGACAAAGUCUGUAGGGUCUGAAAUAGCGUUUUCUUUUACUCUGCAGAGGAGCAGGAUAAUUACAUUAUCCAUUACAUGGAUAAUGGAAUUCCUUCAAAAUUACUGGGGAAAUGGAGAAGUAUAUGUGCUAAAUUGGACGCGUAUGGCAUAUUUAGGCUAUUAUAAGUGAAACGGGAGGUUUUUACGACAAACAUUAUAUUAUCCAUGUCAGCUUGACAUGUUUUACGCAAAUUUUUAAUGUUUUCUCGCUGUUUAUGGUUAUAAGCGGCAAACAGGAUAAAGAUUAUGUGCUUUUAAAAGUUCGGGCAACUUUUUUCACUGAUUUAUCCUAUAAAUUCUCUAUUUUCAGAUCAAACUUCCUGAUCAGUCCGACUGGCCGGGGUGAUAACGCCUACGGGGGUUUGUUGUUUGCUCAAUCCCUUCAGGCUGCUGUGCAGACUGUGGACACCGAAAAAUUCUCGCCCCAUGCCAUCCAUUCCUUCUUUAUUUUGAAUGUUUCCGUCAAGAAGCCUGUCGAUUAUAAGAUCAGCCGAGUGCGCGACGGCCGAAGUUAUUGCACUCGAUCGGUUCAGGCCGAACAAGAUGGAAAAACAGUAUUUAUUAGCCAAGCGUCUUUCUGCUCGGUGAGUAUUUGAAUUUUUUGUUUUGAUUUUUAGGUCGAUGUCAUGGAUAAUAUCGAAAUGCUGAAAUAAAAGGAAAUAUUUUGAAAAAUGGAGUAUUUCAGAAGGAACCAACCUCCAUAGAGCAUCAAACCGCCAUGCCGAAAGUUCCAAUGCCCGAGGAAUUGGUCGACAACAUCGACUUUUGCCGCGAACACCUGGCAAAACAUCGAGCAGGCGAGAUUCAACUCCCCAAAAUGAUCGAAAUGGACAUGUCCCAUCGGGUCGAUGGCGCUGAAGACGAUGUGUUCGAAUUCCGCGCCUGCAACCCCACAAAAUACUUUGCUCUUGACAAGUUUGGAGUUGAACCUUUGUGUGUAUGGUUGAGAUGCGCCGUUCCGUUGGAUAAUUGCAAGGAUCUGCAUCGAUUUUUGGUCGCAUACAUCACAGAUGCGACCCUUGUCAAUGUAGCGAAUAAGCCGCAUGUGAGCAAUGGUUAUGUCCCGUCUAUGUUGUUCUCUUUGGAUCAUACUGUUAGGUUCCAUGAAGAUGAUUUCCGAGCCGAUGAAUGGUUGUUGUACGAGAAUUGGAGCCCAUGGUCGAGUAAGUUGUUUUACAUUGGAGCUUUUUUUUUGGAUUUUAGGCAAGAAGAAGACGAGGAAUAGAGAAAUGGGAAGGAUAAUACAGGGUGGGGCAUCUUUGUGGCCCGAUUUGAAUUGACUAUAACUUCUUUAGUUUUUGGCCAAAUUUUAAAAUUCUUUUUUUCCCUGAAUCGUCAGCCAACCCCAUUUUGUUUGAUACCAAAUAUGUUACACAUAGGUGAGUGUCAUCUACAGUUAUUGGAUUUAUUCUUGGAGUUCAUUUUUUGGUCGUUUUUCGGUUGUUUUUUCGGCCUUUCCCGGUGUGUCCGAAAAUGGAGUCCGGUGUGGAAGAAAAGGCUUGGUCUGUGGUUUGGUAGAGCAAGUACGGUUCGGCGCUAAAUUUUCAAAUGGGGAUAACGCAUGAAAUACGGACGCAAUGCCUAACCUCCAGAUCGCAAGACAAUUCGACGUUCGUGGAAUAAGUUCCUUGAGACUGGCAGCGUUAACAGGAAACAAAAAAAGCAGGAAAGAUGAGUACGAACGGAGCUGAAAAUUUAAGAAGUUUUGUCAAAAUUCCGAGAAAAUCCGCAUAUGAAUACACGAAGUUUGGCCAGAACCGAGGGAAUGCCUUCAGCAAGGACCAUUCGACGAACUCUGGAGGUUGAUCUUCACUUUUUGUUCUUAUUGUCAUCGUCGAUUUUCGGGAGGGGAAAUUCCACCGUAUUUUUCUUCCGGACCGUACUCCAUUUCUGGACACACCGGGAAAGACCGAAAAAACAACCGAAAAACGACCGAAAAAAUGAACUCCAAGAAUAAAUCCAAUAACUGUAGAUAUACACUUACUAUGUAUAACAUAUUUGGUAUGAAACAAAAUGGGGUUGGCUGACGAUUCAGGGAAAAAAAGAAUUUUAAAAUUUGGCCAAAAACUAAAGAAGUUAUAGCCAAUUCAAAUCGGGCCACGAAGAUGCCCCACCCUGUAUAAAAUUUUCCCAAAAAUGUCAUGGAUAAUAUAAAAAAUGAAUGAUUUUAACUAUAAUCUGGGGCAAGGGAUAGCGAUGGUGGUAUCUAAAGAUAGCUAAAGGAAUGUUGAGUAUUUAGAACAGAGAACUUUAGGUUGAGAGGGCUGGAAUUGGCAGAUUUUGGAGCUUCCAUCUAAUGGGCAUAGAAAAUAUAAAAAAUGAUUCUUUUUUGAUCAGAAUAGAGUCGUAAUAGGUAGAUGGUUAUAUAUAGAGAUAGCUGAGGAAUUAUUGAGUAGGGUAGACUAAGAAUUUUUUGGUUGAGAGGUUAAAAUUGAGGAAAUUUUGAGGUAUUUAUCUGAUAGACAUGGAUAAUAUAAUAAAACCCUGUUUUUCAAUUCCAUUUCGGGUAAAUGAAUAAAUAAUAGACUGUAUUGACAGGAGUCAUGUUUUGAGACUAUUUUAAAGCUACGAAUUUUAUUUGAGGCAUAGGAUUUUUGAAUAUUUUUAAAAAAUCAAAAAAUCCAAGAUUUUCAUGACUUUUCCCCAAAUUUUGAACUUUGUGUGUCCACAAAAAGAUCAUUGCAUCUUACCAAUUGCAGAGAAUGGUCGUGCGUUCUCCGAAGGCCGUCUCUGGACCCGCGAUGGCCGUCUGAUCCUCUCCGCAAGCCAAGAAUCUCUGAGCCGAACCCGCGGCGAAAAAUCGACGCUCUAA
Molecule: messenger RNA, 8098 nt
Organism: Bursaphelenchus xylophilus (pine wood nematode)
Lineage: Eukaryota; Metazoa; Nematoda; Chromadorea; Rhabditida; Aphelenchoididae
Source: the annotation of a GenBank genome assembly